GGACAAGUUCACGGUCACGGUCUUUUUACUGUCGCACCGGUUUGGGGAACACGUUGUUGAAUUUUCUGCCAGCGAUAAUUAUCAACUACAAUGGGUUUCGGAGAUUUGAAGUCGAAAACUGGGCUUAAGGCUCUCGAUGACUACUUGGCCGACAAAAGUUACAUCGAAGGAUUCCAGCCCUCCCAGGCAGACACUGUGGUGUUCAAGGCCAUGUCUGGAGCUCCUGGGGCUGAGUUCUCGCAUGCCCUCCGCUGGUACAACCACAUCAAGUCAUAUGCAUCAGGUGUAGACAGCUUACCUGGUGUUGCCAAGCCCCUGGCCCAGUACGGUGGUAGUGGCGGUGCUGCUGCCGCUGCUGAUGAUAACGAGGACAGUGACUUUGGUGACGAUCUGUUCGGGGAUGAUGACGAUGGAGAUGAUGAGGAGACCAAGAGAAGACUGGCUGAGUACGCUGCCAAGAAGGAGAAAAAGCCGGUGCUGAUUGCCAAGAGCUCCAUCAUUCUGGACGUGAAGCCGUGGGAUGACGAGACCAACAUGGAGGAACUCGAGGCCAAGGUCCGCUCUGUAAAGACCGACGGGCUCCUGUGGGGAACUAGCAAACUGGUUGCUGUUGGUUACGGAAUCAAGAAGCUGCAGAUCAGCUGUGUUGUGGAGGAUGACAAGGUUGGCACAGACUUCCUGGAAGAGGAAAUCACAGCCUUUGAAUCCCACGUGCAGUCAGUGGAUGUUGUAGCGUUCAACAAGAUCUAAAGUGCUAAUAAAUUAUUUUGCUGUA
Molecule: messenger RNA, 775 nt
Organism: Dreissena polymorpha
Lineage: Eukaryota; Metazoa; Mollusca; Bivalvia; Myida; Dreissenidae
Product: elongation factor 1-beta-like
Exons: 6
Coding region: 91-750 (219 amino acids)
Biological process (GO): translational elongation
Cellular component (GO): eukaryotic translation elongation factor 1 complex; cytosol
Molecular function (GO): guanyl-nucleotide exchange factor activity; translation elongation factor activity
Source: RefSeq, a predicted model, not a curated record